UCAUCACUCAGCUAGUUUGGUCUAGUCAAAAUGGCGAGCCUCACAUAGGGGUCGAGUGUGAUUAGCAGUCACAUUUUCAUCAUUUCUGGGGAGUUUAUUAUCUACCUUGUGAGCUAUCCUGACAAACAUGUUCACAAACAUAGCUCUGCGAACUGUUCUGAAAACGUCAGUUGGUGUUUUGCGAGAAAGCGGCGCUCUGUGCUCUGCUCUGUCAGCGAAACCCUGGACAUGCAGCUCGGCGUUACUAUCAGGACCGAGAGUCUGCUGUGUUGCAGGUAGCUUUGCUGUCCCACCACCAGUGAGACAUUAUGCCCGGGCUGCAAAGAAAAAAAAGACAGGCCCUGAGAGCCAGCUCAGUGAUCUUCCUCCAACAAUGCUGAAGAUGGACUACACUGCUGUGCCCCUCGCUCAAACGACUGAUGAUCUUGUCAAAAGACUUCUGUCGUUGGAGUUGGCCAGCCAUAGGGAAAAGCUACAGCUGAAAAAGGAACAGCUGAUUGCUAAGGUCCAAAAGGAUGAGAAUGACCGCAGCUCAGUGGGAGUCCAGGUGGCUAUUUUGACUGCGAGAAUCCGAAACUAUCAGGAGCACUUGCAAAAACAUCACAAGGACAAAGCUAACAAGAGGCGGAUGCUCAUGGCUAUCGACCGAAGGAAAAAGCUUUUGAAAAACCUGAGGUUGGUUAGCUACGAUACCUUUGAGAAAGUGUGCGAGCAGCUAGGCAUCACGUACACCUUCCCUCCAGAGUACUACAGACGGGCCACUCGCCGCUGGCUGGCCAAGAAGGCCUUCUGCAUUAAGGUCUUCAAGGAAGUCCAGAAGCAGAGAGCAGAGCAGAGGCUGAAGAUGAAGCAAAGUUUAGCCUCUACAGACACAGAGGCAGCCAAGACAAGAGCUGUUUAGACCCAAUAAAAGACAAUAUUCUGUAUAUUACAACAAUUGAUUCUAAAUGCUUGUCUUAACCAACAGCUUUCAUUUUUCACCUUCAAAAACGUGACAUUUGGAUAAAUAGCUCCAUUUUUCACGUGUUACCAUUAUACAAUGUUAUUUGCUUUUGCCUUUAUGGUGAUGUUGAAGUUAAUGGAAAUAAAAUGUCCCAAAAUGGUGUCUUCAAAUGUA
This is a messenger RNA of Sander lucioperca (pikeperch), 1117 nucleotides long. RefSeq names its product mitochondrial ribosomal protein S15 (gene mrps15). The coding region runs from base 128 to 901 and encodes 257 amino acids. The transcript is spliced from 8 exons. Gene Ontology annotation, biological process: translation. NCBI's taxonomy places the organism in Eukaryota, Metazoa, Chordata, Actinopteri, Perciformes, Percidae. The record is from RefSeq and is a predicted model, not a curated record. Gene Ontology annotation, cellular component: ribosome. Gene Ontology annotation, molecular function: structural constituent of ribosome.